Molecule: messenger RNA, 1356 nt
Organism: Hyaloscypha bicolor E
Lineage: Eukaryota; Fungi; Ascomycota; Leotiomycetes; Helotiales; Hyaloscyphaceae
Product: glycoside hydrolase family 30 protein
Exons: 1
Coding region: 1-1356 (451 amino acids)
Biological process (GO): sphingolipid metabolic process
Molecular function (GO): glucosylceramidase activity
Source: RefSeq, a predicted model, not a curated record
AUGACCUUAGUAGUGCUGCCAUUGGUAUUGGCUCGAAAUCUUCAACCACGCGCAAACACAAUCACACUCGAUGCCAGCACAACCUACCAAAAGAUUAUUGGAUUUGGGGCCUCAGAGGCUUUUGGGCAUUCCAAUCAGUUCCAAAAUCUGGCAGAUCCAAUUCGAAGACAAGUUCUGGACAUUCUUUUCAACAAAACCUCCGGAGCGGGCCUCACCAUACUACGCAAUGUCAUCACGACCGGUGGGAUUGAGCCAAAAAGCCCGGGCUCUGCAACCAAUGCGCCAACAUAUACUUGGGAUGGAAACGACGACGGACAGAUAUGGCUCAGCGAAACCGCUCAAAAUGAGUACGGAGUCAAAACAAUAUAUGCCAACGCGUGGUCCGCUCCAGCAUACAUGAAAACGAACAACAACGCUAACAACGGUGGUUAUCUCUGUGGCGUUUCUGGACAGACUUGCUCUUCUGGCAACUGGAUCCAAGCCUACGCGAACUACCUCACCCAAUAUGUGAAAGACUACCAGAGCUCUGGUGUCGCCAUUUCUCACGUUGGGUUUCUCAACGAAGCUGAUGCGAGCUUCCCUUACGACAGUAUGCGUUCCGACGGCACCCAGGCAGCAGAAGUCAUCACUGCGUUGCGGGCCACCCUGGACGCUGCCGGAUUUACCUCUGUUUUGAUCAACUGCUGCGACUUUGAAGGAUGGAGCCUCUCCCAGACUGUAUUACAGCAAGUCAAGUCAGCUGGAGCAAUUGACAAGCUCGGUGGCUUGACUUCUCAUGGAUACGCCGGAGCUCCAGGGGCGCCUUUUACCUUCUCAAAUCUGCCUGUGUGGCAGACUGAAUGGGCCGACCUCAGUAGUGCCUGGGUAACCUCAUUUUCGUCUGGCGGCACUUCCAGCGGCUUGACAUGGGCUCAGCGCAUUCAGAGUGGUGUCACUACGAGCAAUCUGAGUGCUUUCUUGUAUUGGAUCGGUGCGGAACCAGCUGCCUCCAGCUCAAGCGCGAUGCUUGUUCAAUGGACCUCUACAUCCGUCUCAGCAUCGAAGAGACUCUGGGCUUUCGCGCACUUUGCACGAUUCGCGCGUCCAGGAGCUUUGAGAAUCAAAUCACCUUCUGCGGGAGGUCUCGGCGUCAGCGCCUUCAAGAAUACCGAUGGUACGCUGUCGCUUCAGGUCAUCAAUUCAGGAUCGAGUAGUGUUCAAUUCACGGUAUCUGGGUUUGGGAAUGUUAGUCAAGUCCAACCUGUCCUAACGGAUGACAAGAACGAUUUUGUAUUUGGGUCCAAGAUUGCAGUAGCGAGUGGUUCAUUCAGUGCAACGAUUGCGGGGAUGGCUAUGAUGUCUUUUAUUCCUGGAUAG